Molecule: messenger RNA, 324 nt
Organism: Dermacentor andersoni
Lineage: Eukaryota; Metazoa; Arthropoda; Arachnida; Ixodida; Ixodidae
Source: RefSeq, a predicted model, not a curated record
AUGCCUGAAGAGAAGAAAGUUCGGUUCCUCAUGCGUGCAAGAGCUCUUCGCCAGAAUCGCGAGGACUUCGCGAGGAUUCGCGUCGUUCGCGAGGACCUGCAGAAGCUCUUCCCAAGGGCGCAGCCUCAAGUGGCCUCAAUCACCGACAUCAUCGAAGAAGAGAGUGACCAUAAGCCCCUUGUUUACAUCAAGUCGGCCAAGCACAUCAACAGCCGUGUUUUACGUUGGAGCCUCAUACUUAUGGAGUAUGACUUCUCGGUUGAGUAUAUUAAAGGCAGCGAGAAUGUGGGCGCAGACUAUAUGAGCCGGUUGCCAAGCACAUAA